AUGGUGCUCUCCUUCUUCUUGCUAAUUCUCCUGGGUCUCCCAUGGGUGGACACCACUGUCAACAAUUCCAGUGGAUUAGACAACAGUACUAGUGGCUUGGACAAUGACAUGGAAGUUAUGCCAAGGUGGGUUCCUAAAAUUAAAUGCAAUACAUGUGAGCUCGAAAACACCUUCCAAUGUGAGCAUCACGUGGAUUGUCAUGAAAAUAUCAGACGAUGUCUGACACUCGCCAUACGUGUGAAUCUUCGACUGCUCUACGUCUACAAGGACUGCACAAAGAAUUGCUCAUUUGUAUAUCAUAGUCAAGUUCCUCCAGAAUCCCCUAGACUGCUUAGAAGUGUCAAGAGCUUCUACUUUGUCUUGUGCUGUUCAGGCACAUUUUGCAAUGAGGGAGGACCCCAUAAUAUAGAGAGGGACUUGUUACCUGAAUCAUCGAUCGAGGAAGAGGAAAUUGCAAGAGCUGUGUCUCUGGGGCAGUUCAAUCUUCUCCUGUGUCCUGCCUUAAUACUCUCCUGCAGCAUACUGACCUGA
Molecule: messenger RNA, 531 nt
Organism: Grammomys surdaster
Lineage: Eukaryota; Metazoa; Chordata; Mammalia; Rodentia; Muridae
Gene: Gml
Product: glycosylphosphatidylinositol anchored molecule like
Exons: 3
Coding region: 1-531 (176 amino acids)
Source: RefSeq, a predicted model, not a curated record